AUGUUCCAUGGACCUUGUGGUCAAGAAACUGGAUGGCGGGCAAGGUUUUGUGUAGUUGGUGCAUUCACCUUCAUUAUACCAUCAUACGUUGGAUGGAUUACUGGAAUGUACCUGUUUCUGAGCUACUCCUUUAACAUCAUUAUUGGACCUACCUGCGAUUCUUACGGACCUGAGACCUUGGGUCCGAUUAGUUGUAAGACACAUUGGCAAUUCAUGCUCUGCCUUGGCAUACUUGGAGCAAUGGGAGGUGCAGCAACUGCAACUAUAGCUAUAUCUGUCAUUGCAAAGGUCUUUACCCGUCGUCGUGGAUUGGCAAUGGGUGUUGCUUUGACAGGUUUCUCAGUUGGUUCAAUCAUCAUCCCCAUCAUGCUCCAGUCAACAAUAAUAGCAAUUGCCAUCACGGAGAUCACAGCUAUGGGUCUCCUUUGCUUUUUACCAUACUCUCAUUUGGUGCGGGUCCAGCGGAGUUCUACAGCAGUAACAAUGCGUAACUUGUUCAACUUUUCGGCUUUCCGGUCACCUUCCUUUCUCUUUGUAUCCUUCGGAUUGUUUCUACUCGAGUUUGCUAUCUUUGCAAUCGCCGGGCUAUUACCAACCCUCGCCACCGGCGCUGGCUUCCCUCCAGGAGCUGGGUACAUUUUGAUUGCUAUUCUAAGUGCUUCUUCCUGCGUGGGACGAAUUUUACUUGGCAUGGUCGGUGAUAUAAUCUCGCCUUUCAAUGUCAUUCUUGCCAUGGCUGCUUUCACGCUAUUGUUCAUGGGAACUUUGUUUAUCCCAUUUGCGGAAAAGUCAAAACCAACCCUUUACGCGUUUUCUGCACUUUGGGGAACUGACCUUGCAGUAUUUAUGGGUGCGACCUGCGAAACGCGCAAUUAUGGCAGAUUCUACGGAACUAUGACUUUCAUGAUCAGUUUUGGAGUCCUACACUCUCUACCUUUGAGUGGCGUCAUGCUCGAAAAUCUAGGAAGACAAUCACUGGCAGGCUCGUUAACGGCUAUUGUUUUCCUUGGAGGUUAUGUUAUAUCACGGCUAGGGGACUGGUGA
Messenger RNA from Aspergillus alliaceus, 1044 nucleotides. RefSeq names its product major facilitator superfamily domain-containing protein. Gene Ontology annotation, molecular function: transmembrane transporter activity. Gene Ontology annotation, biological process: transmembrane transport. NCBI's taxonomy places the organism in Eukaryota, Fungi, Ascomycota, Eurotiomycetes, Eurotiales, Aspergillaceae. The record is from RefSeq and is a predicted model, not a curated record. The coding region runs from base 1 to 1044 and encodes 347 amino acids. Gene Ontology annotation, cellular component: fungal-type vacuole membrane. The transcript is spliced from 6 exons.